AUGGGCGCCGGUGCAAGUACACAGUCGCCUCCCCCGGCAGACGCAUGUCCAGUCGAUCACAAAACCCGCGAAGUUUGGCUCCAGCAACACCGUGCCUCUGGCGGAGCUCCUCAUCCACCACCUCCGUCUGCCGAUUCCGAGCCUCGAACAAAAGCACAACGACCUCUUUCUGCAGAUCGCGAAGUGAGCAGCAUACCGCGUGCCUUUAAUGACAGAGCGGAUUCAUCGCAAACCGCUUCAGUAUGCCCAUCACCGUACGCCGCAUCGCAUGAUACCCCAUCCAAUGCGGAAGAUGAAACGGGCCAUGACAAGACCUCCGGAAACUGGAUAUACCCCUCAGAGCGUCAAUUCUUCGAAGCUCUUGUGAAAAAAGGCAACACGCCAACUUCGACCAACUCGCCAACUGAAUUAGCGACAACAGUGGCGUCCAUUAUCCCUAUCCACAAUGCCGUUAAUGAGCGUGCCUGGCAGCAGAUUCUAGAUUGGGAAAAGAAGGCUCCUUCGUCGGACCCUGGGAGCCGGAAAUGCGGUGGUCCGAAGCUGUAUUCAUUCCGCGGGUUGGGCGUUGACCCUCAGUUUCUGAGUCCACGCGCCCGGGUCAAUAGCUGGAUGGGCUACCAGCUGCCGUUUGACCGACACGACUGGGUUGUUGAGCGAUGCGAUGGAGAACGAGUUGAAUAUGUGAUUGAUUUUUACCAAGGGAAGUCUUCAGGUGGAACAAGUGCUGCUGCGGGGUUGACUGCCAACGCCGGUCCCGGGAAACUGAGCUUCUAUCUAGACGUACGACCUAAGCUGAACAGCUUCGAGGGUUGGCGAAUGCGAUUCAACCGGUACUUUGGCUAA
Molecule: messenger RNA, 843 nt
Organism: Aspergillus chevalieri
Lineage: Eukaryota; Fungi; Ascomycota; Eurotiomycetes; Eurotiales; Aspergillaceae
Gene: CYT2
Product: cytochrome c1 heme lyase CYT2
Exons: 1
Coding region: 1-843 (280 amino acids)
Biological process (GO): cytochrome c-heme linkage
Cellular component (GO): mitochondrion
Molecular function (GO): holocytochrome-c synthase activity
Source: RefSeq, a predicted model, not a curated record